CUUCUAUCUUUGCUUUCUACUUCUCACCUACCUCUGCAGACUGCAGAUUCAUUUCAAGGUUUUUGAUUAUUAACUCUAAUAUGGGUUUAUUGAACCCUAAUCAACGAUCAUCACGAGGCACUCAAUUGGAUCCUCAUUUAACCAGUAGCAGCAGCAGCAGUGCAUCAAAUUCACCAUCAUCAAUCAAUAUGCAUAAUUCAAGAAAGAAAUGGUCCAAUCUUUUGCCUCUAUUCUUAGUCCUAGUUUUUAUAGCCGAGAUCAGUUUUUUGGGUCGACUCGACUUGAUUAAGAAUACUGAUCUCCUCAACUCCUGGACUGAAUCAUUCUACCAGUUUACGACGACUUCCUUUUCUUCCUCUUCUCUUGAUGAUGCCGAUGAGGUCUCAAUGUUGGGGUUGUCGGGGGCCGGCUUGGAUGUGGUGGGUUCCGACGAUGGUGGAGAGAGUUGUGAGGAGUGGUUGGAAAGAGAAGAUUCUGUGGUGUAUUCCAGGGACUUUGAAAAACACCCUGUAUAUGUCACUGGUGCGGAGCAGGAGUGGAAGUCUUGUGAUGUUGAAUGCAAGUUUGGCUUUGACAAUAAGAAGGCUGAUGCUGCGUUUGGGUUGCCUAAUCAAGCUGGUACAGCUGGUGUUCUUCGGUCGAUGGAAUCUGCUCAAUACUAUGCUGAGAACAACAUUGCUAUGGCACGACGAAAAGGGUACAACAUCAUUAUGACAACCAGUCUCUCCUCAGAUGUCCCUGUUGGUUAUUUUUCAUGGGCAGAGUAUGAUAUGAUGGCCCCUGUUCAGCCAAAAACUGAGAAAGCGUUGGCAGCUGCAUUCAUUUCAAACUGUGCUGCUCGCAAUUUCCGCUUACAAGCACUUGAAGGACUUGAAAAGUCGAACAUCAAGAUUGAUUCUUACGGUGGUUGUCACCGAAAUCGUGAUGGAAAUGUGAACAAGGUUGAAGCUCUGAAGCGUUACAAAUUUAGUUUGGCUUUUGAAAAUUCCAAUGAGGAAGAUUAUGUCACUGAAAAGUUCUUUCAGUCCCUUGUUGCAGGAUCUGUUCCUGUUGUUGUCGGUGCUCCAAAUAUCCAAGAUUUUGCUCCUGCACCUGGUUCCAUUUUACAUAUCAAGGAACUAAAAGAUAUUGACUCGGUUGCCAAGACCAUGAAACAUCUUGCAGAGAAUCCUGUUGCCUACAACGAAUCACUAAGAUGGAAAUAUGAUGGGCCUUCUGAUUCUUUCAUGGCCCUUGUAGAUAUGGCUGCUGUUCAUUCAUCUUGCCGUUUAUGCAUCUUUCUUGCAACAAGAAUCCAUGAGAAAGAAGAGAAAAGUUCUGUAUUUCCAAAGCGACCUUGCAAAUGUAGAAGGGGCUCUGAAACUGUAUACCACAUCUAUGUAAGAGAAAGAGGGAGGUUCAACAUGGAGUCUGUUUUUCUAAGGUCCGGGAACUUGACCAUGGAUGCCUUAGAAACCGCUGUUCUGUUGAAGUUCAAGUCUCUAAAACACGAACCCAUCUGGAGAAACGAAAGGCCCGAAAGCAUAAGAGGCGACGAGAAGGUGCUCAAAGUUUACAGAAUAUACCCUGUUGGGAUGACUCAAAGGCAAGCUUUAUACACAUUUAGUUUCAAAAGCAGUACUGCAUUUACAAGUCACAUAAAAAGCAAUCCGUGUGCGAAAUUUGAGGUCAUCUUGGUGUAAGUAGGCGUGGUGUUCUCCUCUAAAGGUUGGUACGCCAUUCAGACCCUACAGUUCUAACCGUAGCACAUGGGGCAACAUAGGAUUCACCGAGAGUUGAAUCAGUGUACCUGAUGAAUUUUGAUUUCUGAGAGAAUCAAAUUAUAAUGAGUGCACGUAGAUUUUACAUAUUAAGUACGGUAUUCGAUUGUACUUUGUUGGUAGUUCCAUGAGUGAUGAGAGGAUAGAUGAAGAUGAAAAGGUUUCAUGUGUGCUUGUUGUUUCCUGAUAUAUGAUAAGUUCAGUUUUAGUUCUUUUUUGUU
Messenger RNA from Cynara cardunculus var. scolymus (artichoke), 1981 nucleotides. RefSeq names its product glycoprotein 3-alpha-L-fucosyltransferase A-like. The coding region runs from base 81 to 1682 and encodes 533 amino acids. Gene Ontology annotation, cellular component: membrane. The transcript has 7 exons. NCBI's taxonomy places the organism in Eukaryota, Viridiplantae, Streptophyta, Magnoliopsida, Asterales, Asteraceae. Gene Ontology annotation, molecular function: fucosyltransferase activity. The record is from RefSeq and is a predicted model, not a curated record.